AUGUUGAACAGCAUCAAUAUUCCGCAGAACGCCAUAUCAUGGGCAGUGGCAUGUGCGGCAGCUAUGCUGGACUUCCACACACGCUACGGUGAUGUGGUUCGUAUCGCCCCGGACGAGCUAGCCUUCUCUCACCCGGACGCAUGGAAGGACAUUAUGGGCCACAGCAAGGGAGGCUUGUAUCUAGAAAAGGCUAGUUGGUUCUACCGACCUCUUGAAUAUGACCCACCACAUAUUUUCAACGAGGGUCGCCAAGCACACAGUCUUUUGCGUCGGCAAUUGGCUCAUAGCUUCUCAGACAAGGGGAUGAGAGAUCAGGAGCCAAUGAUCCGGGGGUAUGUUGAUCUUUUACUACAGAGGCUGCGCGAAAUGGGUGGCAGAGAAGACACAGUUGACAUUUCCGCCUGGUACAACUAUACAACCUUUGAUAUCAUCGGCGACCUGUCAUUCGGUGAAUCAUUUGGCUGCCUCAAGGGCUCAAACUACGAUGAGUGGAUUGAAAGUAUAUUUCGGGCGUUCCCCUUUAUCACAGCUCUGCAGGCCCUGUCAUUCACUCCCCUAGUCAAAGAGGUCUUGCUGGCCUUGGUACCCCCGUCUAUGCGUGACAGGCGUGAGAGGCUGAGAGAUUUCACGCGGCAAAAGAUGCUUCGUCGGAUGGCAAUUGCAGAGGAGCGGCCUGACUUGAUCGAAGGGCUUUUAAAGAAGAAGGAAGAGCUGAGGCUAAGAGAGGAAGUACGCUCGACGUUCAGCAGCGAAGAUGAUAUCAACCUCAGCUCAGCUGCUAAACUACCGUAUAUGCUAGCCUGUGUCGAGGAGGCAUUGCGCAUGUAUCCACCUGGUGCUAUUGGUCCUCCUCGUGUAACUCCGAAAGGCGGAGCGGAGAUAUUAGGAGCUCGGAUUCCAGGAAGAACAUACGUUUCCAUUCACCAUUGGGCUCUAUAUCGGCGUGAGGAGUAUUUCACAGAUCCACAUACUUUCCACCCAGAACGAUUCCUUGGGGACCCUCGGUUCUCGAAUGACCGACAUAACGUCCUCCAACCGUUCCAUAUUGGCCCCAGAAGUUGUCUAGGUCGCAAUCUCGCAUAUAGCGAAAUGCGCCUGAUUUUAGCCCUCUUGUUCUUCAACUUUGACAUGGAGCUAUCAGACGAUUCACAAGAUUGGAUUCAGCAGAAAAACGUUAUAAUGUGGCAGAGGGGUCCUUUGAAGGUGCAUUUGACCUAUAUCCAUAGAAACAGCGCUUAA
This is a messenger RNA of Aspergillus oryzae RIB40, 1239 nucleotides long. Its product is annotated as cytochrome P450. The record is from RefSeq and is a predicted model, not a curated record. The transcript has 5 exons. Gene Ontology annotation, molecular function: oxidoreductase activity, acting on paired donors, with incorporation or reduction of molecular oxygen; heme binding; monooxygenase activity. The coding region runs from base 1 to 1239 and encodes 412 amino acids. Lineage: Eukaryota; Fungi; Ascomycota; Eurotiomycetes; Eurotiales; Aspergillaceae.